Dentiscutata erythropus is the source of this 1294-nucleotide messenger RNA. Lineage: Eukaryota; Fungi; Glomeromycota; Glomeromycetes; Diversisporales; Gigasporaceae. The record is from the annotation of a GenBank genome assembly.
AUGAGUCAAGCGGCGGCAGCGGCAGAUGCAACUGAUAGGAAUGUAGAAAUCUGGAAGGUUAAGAAACUUAUUAAGAGUUUGGAAGCUGCUAGAGGGAAUGGAACUUCUAUGAUCUCUCUUAUCAUUCCCCCUAAGGAUCAGAUUUCUCGUGUGGCAAAAAUGUUGGCAGAUGAAUAUGGAACUGCUUCUAACAUUAAAUCUCGGGUAAAUCGUUUAUCUGUGUUGGCUGCUAUCACGUCAACACAACAAAGAUUGAAACUGUACACCAAAGUUCCAACCAAUGGACUUGUCGUUUACUGUGGUACCAUUGUUACUGAUGAAGGAAAGGAAAAAAAGGUUAACAUUGAUUUUGAACCUUUUAAAGCCAUCAACACUUCCCUCUAUCUAUGCGAUAACAAGUUUCACACAGAAGCUUUAUCCGAAUUGUUGGAAUCGGAUAACAAGUUUGGAUUCAUUGUAAUGGAUGGUAACGGUGCUUUAUUCGGUACAUUGAGUGGUAAUACCAGGGAAGUCAUCCAUAAAUUUCAAGUCGAAUUACCUAAAAAACAUGGUAGAGGUGGUCAGUCAGCUUUGCGUUUUGCUCGUCUUCGUGAAGAAAAGCGACACAACUACGUUCGUAAAGUCGCCGAAUUGGCAGUUCAAUUCUUUAUUACAAACGAUAAAGUCAAUGUUACUGGACUUAUUUUAGCCGGUUCCGCUGAUUUCAAGACUGAAUUGUCUCAAUCAGAUAUGUUCGAUGUGCGUCUUCAAACAAAAGUUAUCAAAUUGGUCGACGUUUCUUAUGGAGGAGAGAAUGGUUUCAAUCAAGCGAUUGAGCUUGCCGCUGAGAGUUUAGCAAAUGUCAAAUUCAUUCAAGAAAAGAAGCUCAUUUCGAAAUACUUUGAUGAAAUUUCCCAAGACACUGGCAAGUUCUGCUUUGGUGUUGAUGAUACUCUAAAAGGUUUAGAAUUAGGUGCUGUCGAAACUUUAAUCGUUUGGGAAAACUUGGAUGUGUCUCGUUAUGUCCUGAAAAAUUCCAGUGGUGCGGAAAUUGUUGUUCAUAUGACCAAGGAACAAGAAAAAGAACGUUCUCUCUUUCUUGAUAAAGAGACGGGUAUUGAUAUGGAAGUUGCGGAUCGCAUGCCACUCUUAGAGUGGUUUGCGGACCACUACAAAGAUUUUGGCGCCACCUUGGAAUUUGUAACCAAUCGUUCCCAGGAAGGUUCGCAAUUCGUUAAAGGAUUUGGUGGGAUUGGUGGCUUGCUCCGUUACAAGGUCGAUUUUGACACUUUGAAUUACGAUAGCGAAGAGGAUG